Molecule: messenger RNA, 474 nt
Organism: Gossypium raimondii (Peruvian cotton)
Lineage: Eukaryota; Viridiplantae; Streptophyta; Magnoliopsida; Malvales; Malvaceae
Product: gamma-interferon-responsive lysosomal thiol protein-like
Exons: 4
Coding region: 7-474 (155 amino acids)
Molecular function (GO): oxidoreductase activity, acting on a sulfur group of donors, disulfide as acceptor
Source: RefSeq, a predicted model, not a curated record
GAAACAAUGGCUUAUCUUCAACCAUUAAUCUUCUAUAUUCUGGCUGCUCUUGCAAUAUUCUCGCUUAUCUCUAAUGGCCUACUCAAGGUCUUCCGCACUGACCUCCAUACCAUUACCAAUCUAAGAUUGGUCCCUUGGGGCAAUGCUGAAAUCCAUUGCCAGAAAGAGCACUUGGAAUUCAUUCGCUGCACAGAGCAACAAAGCUUAAAGGAGGCGCCCAUUGAAGCACUGUGGAAAUAUUGUAGUGAAAAGCUGAGAUUGAAUGAGGAGAUAAUCAACAAAUGCUAUACUACUGGAUUCGGAUAUAAGCUGCAAUAUUCUAAUGUGACUGCACAUAUGAAGCCACCUCAAGAAUAUGUGCCAUGGGUGGUGGUGAAUAAUCAGCCACUCAGACAAUACUCCAGCAACCAGCAAUUGUGGACUUCUACAAGCUGGCACUUCAAUGGCCUCCAUCAGUUUGCAGCUCUACUCUGA